GUGCUCUUAGCAACGGUGCCUCGGCAACAGAGCCACGGCAACGGAGUGCCGUGUCUCCCCUUAUGGAGCUGCCAUUGGGCGGGCCGGUGCUGAGGCAUUACACCCGCAGUCGACCACGACCACACCGACAGAACCAGCACCACCGGCCCAGCAGGACACAGGACCCAGUUGUAGACAGUGAGAAUGAGGCUCCAGAGCUGAAUGGUAGGGUGGACGAGGGAGUUGAGGAGUUUUUCACAAAAAGACUCCUCCCUGCCGACACCCUAAAACAGCAGGAUGAAGAAGUGGUUGAGCCAGAGGUGGCUCCAGCCAGUGCUGCCCCCUGCCCCGCCCCCUCCAGGACCCUCAGGAAGAAGCUGGGCGAGUUCUUUACCCUGAGAAAAAGGCGUGGCUUAAAGUCAGAAACGAGUCAUGAGGGGCGGACAAAAAAAACAUCCAUCGCAGAUCUUAUUCGGCCCCUCAGGGAUGCUGCAAGGGCUGAGAAGGACAAACUGAAGGAACACGACAAAGACAAGGAGCGGGAGAAAGAGAAGGAAAGUGAUGUCGCUGUCAUUGGAGAAUCAGUUGCCGUGGCGACGGAGUCCUCUGGCCCCACCCCUCUGCGGGGGGAGGCUCAACCCCGCCGGGUGAUGAGGGAGGGGAAGACCCAGUCUCUCAUUCUGCUGUCCGGCUCCACAGCAACCAGUGCUGGGGGAGCCAAGAACACACAUGGGAAGGUGAGGGUGACCCCUGCUGUCUGUUCACCUUUUACCUCUGACCACCGGGACUGUUUCUCAUUGUCUGUUUCAGAAACACUCCAGCGAGGGCCAGCACAGCUUUGAACAGAAGCUGCAUCUCAUGCUGCAACGCAUUGGUGUGUCCAAAGGCCCACCAGAAGAGACGCAGAGUCAGGAGGGGGAGAUGAAGAAGGCAGAAUCUGAGGGCACCAUCAUCGACAACAAACCUGAUCCAACAUCAGCUUUCAUGAAACCUCGGACAAUGUCCACCUCCUCAGACACAAGACGGCCGAUCAGACUCAGUGCAUCAGCCCACGAGGCUGCAGGAAAACCAGCUCUGCCUCCAAAGCCCCUCAUUAAGUCUGGCUCAGGCCCUGCCCACACCAGCGGGCGCAACACCCCUGAGAAUGAGCUGACUCAGAUACAGGAGGGAGAGACGUCUCCCCCUGCACCCAGCCCCCACGCAGCUACUGCCACCCACUUUGAAACCAUCUCCCCCACAUCGUCAUGUGACCCUUCCAUCUCUAACAGCACUGCUGCUCCCAUCACUACUGGAUCUCCCACCCCCUGCCCGACCUCUGACCAGACUAACUCUUUCACCCCCAUUCUCGACCAGACUAACUCCGUCACCCCCACCCCUGACCAGCCUAAUUCUUCUUCCCCAGAUGAAACUAACACCAUCUCCCCCACCCCUGAUGAGACUAACUCCAUCACCCCCACCCCUGACCAGACUACCUCUAUCACCCCCACCCCCAACCAGACUAACUCCUCCUCCCCAGACCAGACUAACUCCAUCACCCCCACCCCCAACCAGACUAACUCCUCCUCCCCAGACCAGACUAACUCCAUCACCCCCACCCCUGACCAGACUACCUCUAUCACCCCCACCCCCCACCAGACUAACUCCUCCUCCCCAGACCAGACUAACUCCAUCACCCCCACCCCCAACCAGACUAACUCCUCCUCCCCAGACCAGACUAACUCCAUCACCCCAAGCCCUGACCAGACUAACUCCAUCACCCCCACCCCCAACCAGACUAACUCCUCCUCCCCAGACCAGACUAACUCCAUCACCCCAAGCCCUGACCAGACUAACUCCAUCACCCCCACUCCCAACCAGACUAACUCCUCCUCCCCUGACCAGACUAACUCCAUCACCCCCACUCCCAACCAGACUAACUCCUCCUCCCCUGACCAGACUAACUCCAUCACCCCAAGCCCUGACCAGACUAACUCCAUCACCCCCACCCCCGACCAGCCUAACUCUUCCUCCCCAGAUGAAACUAACACCAUCACCCCCACCCCUGAUGAGACUAACUCCACCACCCCCACUCCCAACCAGACUAACUGCUCCUCCUCAGACGAGACUAACUCUAUCACCUUCACCCCCGACCAGCCGAACUCCUCCACCCCAGUCCAGAUUUAUUACUCCUCCCCAGACCAGACUGACUCUGUCACCCCCACACCUGACCUACCUAAUCCGGGCCCCACCACCACACGUGGGUCCACAUCCAUGACCCCCACUGCCCACUCUUUCCCUGACACAACCAGAUCCACUUUUUCUUUUGCAGUAACAUGUCUCUCCUACUCCCCUGACCUUACUGAUAUUGCUCCUACUGCCAGUAUCAGUGCCUCUCUCACCGAAACAACUUCAGACCCCACAAACUCCUCCCCUAAACUCUCCUCUACUAAUGCAGUUCCUGUACCCACUAAACCUGACCCUGUUCCUGACACAUCAAUAACCAACACUACCAGCCCUACCAUUAACACUGAUGGUGCUUCCAGCCCCCCACCCAGCCUCCCUGGCUCUGUUGUCCCUCUCCCCUCCAACACCCCCAACAUAAUACUCCCCUCCACCUCUACACAAUCAGCUGUUGUUUCUGAUUCUGCCACUAAUGUCCUAAACUCCUUCAUCUCAGCUUCUAGCAACUUCUCAAGUCAUCUUUCUACUUCCCUCCUAACUAAUCUGACUACUCCAACCCUCUCUGAUGCUAUUCACACUACUAACUCCUUCAAAACCACCACCAACUCUGCUGUUAUCACUACCGCCACUUUGCCUGUCUCAACAACCCCUCCGCCCACUCCUACCAGUGUCUCCAGCAGCCCAGACCCUCUUGUGGCAGCCGACCCCUCCCCAGCCGACCCCUCCCCAACCAGCCUCUCCUCAGCCAGCCCUCUAUGUGAGGAGGAACCAAGUUCACAGCCUGCCAUGAAGAUAUCCAUGAGUGAGGGCUUAGGCGAGUCCAUGCGAUAACAACAACAAAAAUCUUCUUGGUGUGUGUGUGUGUGUGUGACAACAAGGACGGGAAUACAUCUUUCCACUCUUCUCCAACAGAAGAGAAGCCUGAAAAGAACCGAAGCGAUGGAAGCCAGAUGGAUGAAGAUGACAAGAAGGACACAGAGAAAGUAAAAGUGAAUAAGUCAGUGGAUGACAGCAUUGGAAGGAUAGAAGUAAGGAAAGAGGAGGACCUGAAAAGAGUAGAUGGUACCAUUAGGCAGGGGCAGGAAAUAGAAGAGAACCAGCUAAAAGAAGGAGUAAAAACCCAGGAGCAGAAUGGAGAUAAACAGGUAGGAGAGACUUUAGAGGUAACCGAAUUCAAUGAGCAGCAGAAAAUGAUGGGACCAACUACUGUGACAGGGGCAGGAGAUACCACAGUACAAGGAGGGAGGGGGAGUCUAUGGAAUUGAGUACAGGGACCACAUCACAGCAGCACAUCAGAGGGUGGAUCAGCGGACCAAAGAACUGAGACCCCCUCUAAGUAACAUUAACCCUCGUGCUGCCUUCGG
This is a messenger RNA of Osmerus eperlanus (European smelt), 3503 nucleotides long. RefSeq names its product mucin-2-like. The record is from RefSeq and is a predicted model, not a curated record. Bases 838 to 2970 code for a protein of 710 amino acids. The transcript has 5 exons. Lineage: Eukaryota; Metazoa; Chordata; Actinopteri; Osmeriformes; Osmeridae.